This is a messenger RNA of Pundamilia nyererei, 425 nucleotides long. It is a transcript of the gene cunh19orf53, whose product is annotated as chromosome unknown C19orf53 homolog. The transcript has 3 exons. The coding region runs from base 52 to 342 and encodes 96 amino acids. Lineage: Eukaryota; Metazoa; Chordata; Actinopteri; Cichliformes; Cichlidae. The record is from RefSeq and is a predicted model, not a curated record.
GGCUAUAAAGCACCUUUUUAUGCAAAGAAGAAAAAACGGAAGGAAGCAAAAAUGGCUCAGGGUUCGCAGAAGUUUAAAGCUCAGCGUCCAGGAUCCAAAAAACAACAACAGAGCAAACAGAAAGGCCCGAAGAAAGGAGGGAGGAUCAUAGCACCGAAGAAGGCUCAAGUGGUUCAGCAGCAGAAGCUGAAGAAGGGUCUAGAGGUUGCCAUCAGGAACAAGAUUGAGCAGGAGGUGACCCAGAAGGCCAGCUCCUCCCUCCACAAGCCGCUGAGUGUGAUUAAAACUCCCGAGGCUAAAGGAAACCCUGGAGCAGCCCGUCCUGGAACCAGCUCCAAAUAAAACCAGCUCGCUCGAGACCUGAGUCUUCUGGUUUUAUAUUACAAAUUGAUUAAAAUGAAGUUUGAAUGGGUUGCAAUUAAUAU